AUUUCACCCUUAAAACAUGUGGAACAAAUUUGUGGUUUGUGGACGUGCAAUUAGAAUCACAAGCCUCCACUUUGAUAACAAGAUAACCUCGCUGCUUCCCCUCUCUCUCUCUACUAACUCAAUCAUGAAAACCCCUCGAAUCAUCAUCACCUCUUUCCUCUUCAUCUUCAUCCAAGCGAUAGUGGCUGAACCUGCCACCAGCAUAGUUUUUACUACAAACGGCCGAUCAAGAUAUGCCUUCGAUAUAUUCUCCCUUUCAAUCGACGCCACCCACAAUGAACUCCGACUCACCGACGGCCACUCCGUCAAUUUCAAUGGCUACUUCCAUAAAACCCUCAUCACCAAUCCAUUAGUGGCAGACCCACAACCGACUCAACUCGUCUACGUUACUGAACGCAACGGUUCAUCCUCCAUCUACCUCGACGUACUUUCUCACGAUGGGUUGGACAGCUCCAGAAAACGGUCCGUCCUUGAAUCGGAGUUAACUCGUUCUCAACACCAUCUCGUCGGCGGUAGCGACACCGGAAGGAUUUCGAUGAAAGACAGGCCCAGUUUGGUAGGUGAUUUAUUGGUAUACGUGUCGACUCAUGAGGACACAGGUGUGGGGAGGACGAGUUGGGCUGCGGUUUACUCAACUCAGUUAUCAACCAGGUUAACUCGGCGAUUGACGCCUGAAGGAGUAGCCGAUUUCAGCCCGGCCGUCUCCCCGUCAGGUUUAUGGACGGCGGUGGCUUCUUCCGGAAAAAAUGGUUGGGGCGGCGAGGUGGAGGAACUCAAUACGGAUAUAUAUGUUUUCUUGACUCAAAACGGGUCCAGCCGAGUCAAGGUGGUGAACCACGGUGGGUGGCCGAGUUGGGCAAAUGACUCGACGUUUUUCUUCCACCGGAGGGGUGACGAUGGGUGGUGGAGCAUUUACGUCGCAAUCCUCCCUAAAAACAAGCCAUUUACGGUCGACUCGGUGGUGACUGAGCGAAUCACUCCACCCGGUCUUCACACGUUCACCCCAGCUGCAUCAGUAGUCAGAAAGGGAAUUAUUGCAGUGGCAACAAGGAGACCUGAUUCAGAUUAUCGUCACAUAGAGCUAUACGACAUCGUAUCCGGGUCAUUUAAGGAUUUGACCCGACUUGUUGCUCCACGAGCCAAUCAUUAUAACCCAUUUCUAUCACCUGAUUCUUCCCGGGUCGGGUAUCACAGAUGUAGAGGGUACGGAAGCAUUGGAAAGAUGAUAAAGAAUGACCUAUUUCUUGAGAAUAUCCAAACCCAUAGACCCGGAAUUUCUCUAUUCCGGAUCGACGGGUCGUUUCCUUCAUUUUCACCGGAUGGUGAGCGCAUCGCUUAUGUGGGUUUGCCCGGUUUAUAUGUGGCUAAUAGUGAUGGAUCGGGCCAUCGAGAAAUAAUUCCUGAUAUUAGUGCAUUUUCAACUGUGUGGGACCCCAAACGCAAAGGUGUGAUCUAUACAAGUAUAGGUCCCACCUUUGCGAGUGUGGAUACCGGAGUCGAUAUAAUCUCAGUAGAGCUUGAUGCCGACGAACUGAGUUUUAAAAAACUUAGCAUCGGCGGACAAAACAACGCCUUUCCAUCUGUUUCCCCAGAUGGAAAUUGGAUUGCGUUUAGGUCGGGUCGAACGGGUCAUAAAAACUUGUACAUCAUGGACGCCCAUGACGGCGAGAAGGGUGGUCUAACUCAGUUGACUAACGGGCCAUGGUCCGACACAAUGUGUAACUGGUCCCCAGAUGGGGACUGGAUCGCAUUCGCGUCAGACCGUCACAACCCAGGUUCAGGCAGUUUUGCGUUAUAUAUGAUUCACCCAAAUGGAACCGGGCUUCGACAACUGAUUCAUAGUGGAGCAGCUGGACGUACAAACCACCCGUGGUUCAGCCCAGAUGGGAAGUACAUUGUUUUCACCUCUGACUAUGCUGCUGUGUCGGCUGAACCAAUAUCUAAUCCGCAUCAUUAUCAACCAUAUGGAGACAUAUUUACCAUGAAAUUAGACGGUUCAGAGUUAACCAGAUUAACACAUAACUCUUAUGAAGAUGGCACCCCAAGCUGGGGUCCCAAAUUUAUGACAGCCGAGGACGUCGAGUGGCCAAUUGGUGAGCAAAAAUGCUCAUUUGAGGACUGCCAAUGGUUGGCCAUAAGCAACAAGCAUGAUGAUGUCAAGGUCCAAUGUAGUGGCUAAAGAAUACUUAAAUUCCUAGCUUAUUAUAUAUAUGAGCCUAGAAAAAAAGUUCUCAUGGAUGUUGAUUAUAUAGUAAAAGUUUGUAUUAUUGUAUUUAUCUAUAUUAUACUGUAAACUAUUUGGAAAUUAUUCUCUUAAA
Cynara cardunculus var. scolymus (artichoke) is the source of this 2318-nucleotide messenger RNA. RefSeq lists its product as uncharacterized. The record is from RefSeq and is a predicted model, not a curated record. Lineage: Eukaryota; Viridiplantae; Streptophyta; Magnoliopsida; Asterales; Asteraceae. Bases 17 to 2179 code for a protein of 720 amino acids. The transcript has a single exon.